AGGGAGAAAAGGAGAAAAAGGCAACUUAUAUGUGAUGAAAAGCAAGGGUGAAAAGGGGCAUCCUGGAGAACAAGGGCCACCUGGUGUUCAUGGAGUCAACGGCAAGCAAGGGGUUGAUGGGUGUCCUGGGCCUCCUGGACAUACUGGUCCAGAGGGUGACAGCUUUGCUGGUUUCCCUGGUGACAGGGGAACUCCAGGCAACCCUGGAUUUAGGGGCCUCAGGGGCUUAACUGGACCACAGGGUAUAGGAGUUCCUGGACCAAUUGGUGUACGAGGACUAGCAGGGAAGCCAGGACAACAAGGAAGUCCAGGUGUUACUGGACUUAAAGGGAUUAGAGGUGAUACACAGCCCCGUUUACCCACCCAACCUGGAGACCCUGGACCUAAGGGACAGAUCGGGGAUCAAGGUUGUCCAGGAGCAAGUGGAAUUUCAGGGCCCCCUGGGAACCGCGGACAACCUGGACCACUGGGGGAGAGCGGCAUUGCCGGUUGUCCAGGGCCUAACGGACCCACAGGUGCUCCUGGCCCCGUCGGACUGCCAGGACACCCUGGACUUGAUGGGAGGAGCUUUGCUGGGCUUCCUGGGAAAAAAGGCUCUUAUGGGCCCCCAGGGCUUAAAGGACCCACUGGAAGCUCAUUUGUAGGAACCCCAGGGCCCAGGGGCCCCCCUGGUCCCGACGGAUGCACUGGGCCUAAAGGAGUCCUGGGUCCUCCAGGGCGAGUAGGGGCAGAAGGGGUUCCUGGUCAACCUGGUGCAGACGGUUUGAAAGGGGAGCCAGGAGCCAGUGGGCUGCCAGGAAGACAGGGGCCUACAGGGAUAUGUGCAGUGCAGUGCCCGGCUGGCUCAACCGGCCCUGUGGGAGACACUGGACCCCCUGGCAGCCUGGGCAACCCCGGUUCCUAUGGAGACAAAGGACAAGUCGGCAUGCCUGGCCCCCCAGGGGUGGGAACCAAAGGUGUGGCAGGAACCUGUGGCCCCCCUGGAUUUCCAGGGGCCCCUGGUGUACAGGGCUAUGAAGGACCUGUAGGGGAUCCUGGGAUACCUGCAGAAAAUAGCCCGAAGGGUAAGGACUUCAAGGAAGGAAGGGCAGGAGCUCCCGGGCAGUCUGGAGAGGUUAAAGCAAUUUCGAUAAAGGGGUUGAAGGGUUCACCAGGGGACCCAGGACCGAUUGGCCGCCCCGGGCCAAGAGCAAAGUCUCAAGAGCAUGGAGGAGAUACCAGAACACAGGCCGUUACAGUAGAGCUGGACAAAAAGGGCAUCAACCCGGCAGCAGGACUGGCCAGCCUGGACCUCCAGGAUUCGAGUCUGGGUAUCAGGGGCCACCAGGGGCCUAUGGGAAGCCAGGCAAGCCUGGACCUUCAGGCUACGAAGGGCCAAAAGGCAUGGGCGGUCAUCCUGGAUGUCCUGGAGAGCCGGGUGAACCAGGAUUGGCCGGAUUACCAGGUGAUCCUGGUGGCCCUGGAAAUAUGGGACUGCAAGCUCGUGCAGGAGACGAGGGGGGUCCAGGGGAGAAGGGUCCCUCUGGACCAUCUGGAAAGGCUGGGUGUCCUGGAGUUUCUGGAGACCGGGGCCCACACGGACCUCCAGGUUUGCCAGGUGCCAAGGGCUCUAGAGGACCGCCUGGCCGAAAAGGUGCCGUCCAGCACGGAGUCCCGGGUCCCAAGGGUCUGCCUGGGUCUGAAGGUGAUCCUGGUCCUAUGGGUGUGUAUGGUCAUCCCGGUGAUGAAUGUAAAGACCCUAAAAGGGGAGAGGAAGGGAUGA
This is a messenger RNA of Electrophorus electricus (electric eel), 1762 nucleotides long. Lineage: Eukaryota; Metazoa; Chordata; Actinopteri; Gymnotiformes; Gymnotidae. The record is from RefSeq and is a predicted model, not a curated record.